AUGGCAACCUCUGUAAUCAACCGACUUCGUUCUUCACCAACCACAAAAUCACUGUCUUCAGUUCUUCACGGGAUCAGGUCCUACGCAAAAGUUGCAACUGGAACUGAUAUACUUUCUGCCACAUCCAAUGUUUCUCUACAGAAAGCUCGCACUUGGGACCAAGGUGUUGAAUCCAAAUUCUCCACUACCCCUGUCAAGGAAAUCUUCAAGGAUAAAAAAGUUGUGAUCUUUGGUCUCCCAGGUGCAUACACUGGAGUUUGUUCAAGCAAACAUGUUCCUCCUUAUAAGGGAUAA
Messenger RNA from Vicia faba (fava bean), 294 nucleotides. Lineage: Eukaryota; Viridiplantae; Streptophyta; Magnoliopsida; Fabales; Fabaceae. The record is from the annotation of a GenBank genome assembly.